CGCCUUCAUAAUGCGCACUCACAUGACGAAGUUCUCGCGAAACGGCUGUUUCAACUUCUCUUUAUAAAGAUACAUUUCACAAUAUUUUAUUAUAUUUAAUAAUUAAAACAUUUCAUUUAAUAAGUGUUUUAAAAUUGUGAUUAAUUAUGGGUAUGAUAUCCAGAGUGCGUGGCCGUAUACGGAGUGAUUCUUUCUCGAAGAUUCACACGAUCAAAUCGGAGGACAAAAUUGCAAAUAUCGUAUGGUUGAUCUCAAUAGUAUUCCUGCUGCCGUACUGGGCGCCGCGAGCGCUGCUGGUGGCGCUGGGCGGCGCGUGGCUGAUGGCCGCCUACACCUGCCUGGUGGUGCCGCUCCUGAUCUCGGCCAACUACCGCUACCCGGCGCGCUGGUACCCCGCCGUCGCCAAACUAGCUAGGAAACUAGGGAGACGUCUGCAAGCACCAGGCGCGCGUGUGUUAGGCGUGUUGAAGACCGCUUACGCGCCCAUCGAGCGCGCUGAGCGGCUGUUCUUGCAGAUGAACAAUCUCUCCACUAUGAUUAGUCAGCUAUUAAUUUUCACGGCGUGCGAUCGUCUUCUGGUAUUCCGAGGGCGGUUGACGUGUCUCUACUCCCUGAUGUUCUACAACGUCGUCACCUACUCCGUCAACUACGUGCGGGAGAUCUGCACCAAGGAGGACUGGUCUCCGUAUGUCAACCUGACACGCAACUCCCGCGUCAAACAUCUCGCGAUGUCCGCUACCAAAAUAGUCUUGGAAUGGACCAAAGCUGUGACAUUCAUUGUAACCAUAACCUUUAUUCUCCUCACCCUUGGACUCGAGCAAGGUUUGGAGUAUUUCCGUCCUACAGCACUGUACACACUCAUAACUGGCACAUAUUAUUUGCUAUCUGAGAAAACGUUUCUAGAACUCUGGCCUAUCGCACUGACGGCGCUAAAGUUGGAAAGGCUGGAGGGUAUGGAAGUGUUGUAUUCUGGAUUUUGGGCGAGGGGUGUCACUACGGCAAUUGCUGUCCCAUUGGUACCAGCGCUCAUGUGGAGCGAGCGAUGGAGGUUGGCGGCGUUGAUUGCGUACAUUUGCGUCAUAUUACACGGGAGGUACAGAUUCGGUGAAGCGCUCAAUAAACUGAACGAAGCUCAGGGCUCGUUGGCAAGAUUUCGGCGUGCGACGGCAGAGGAACUCUCUACCCUGGAGGACGUAUGCGCAGUGUGCCUCGGGACCAUGAAGUCAGCGCGAGUGACUCCGUGCGCGCAUUUCUUCCACGCGGACUGUUUGCGGAAAUGCCUCGCCACAUCCGACAGGUGUCCGAUCUGCGUCAGAGAGUAUGUGUUUUGUUGAUGACUCGAUGAAGGACUUUGGAUAAGACUGGUUAAGUGACAUUCUAAUUGUCAAUGUGUAACUUUGGUGCUUUUUUAAGUAACAAAACAUUUAGCAUUUCUAAAACUAAAUUGACAGCAUUAAACAUAACACCAUUCGUCAUCGUGUUAGUUCCCUGGAGCAAUGACGUCGUGGUUGUUAUAGUCAAUUUAAUUAUUUUAUGUACUUUAUAUUAUGUUUCAUAGAAUUUGCACCAUUGUUUUCACAAAUUAAUUAGUUAUUUUUAAUACUGAAAUAUAUUGUGUUAGCUAAUAUCUGUUAAUAUUAUGUGAGAAUGGCCCAACUGGGCGUAGGCAAUUUAUAAUAUUUAUAACUACAGCUUGUACUUUAUAAGAUUGGAUUCCUCAUUCCUUGAAUAUGGUGAACUUAUUGUUCUGCCAUAACAACAUUUGUCAUUUUCGAUAGUACAUAGCCGUAUAUCUAACAGUCCAAUAUCAAAUAAUGCCAUUUAAUUUCCAUGUUUAAUAUUAUAUUUCAAGCCUUAUUUAGAAAAACAAUAUCUUCAAACAUUUUAAGAGCUCUGCAAAAUACUUACUCUGCAAAAUACUUACUCUGCAAAAUACGUACUUGGUCUAUCGGAACAUCCUACUUACCUACAUGUUAUUAUGUUUGAAAAAAGAUAAUAAAGAUAAGCUCACUCAAAGUUGAUAGACUUAAAACUAGGUCGCUGAGUAUAAUUACAUUUUAUUAUCGUAAAAGUUAAGUCAAACAUACCUAUAUAAAAAAACAUAUAAUAUAGGACUUUAGAACCUUUUCUGUUUUUAUAUCGGAUAAAAAUCACAAAAUAGUAUAGUCGUUAAUUAAAUUAAUUAAGAAAUAUUACAUAAUAAUUUUCAAUUUCAAUAAGAAUAAGAAAUUUUCAAUUUCAAUAUUUUUUACCUUAAAUGUAGGUACCUACCUAUCUAUUUAGUUUCCAUAGCAAAUAUUACUUACGUAUAUUAUAUUACUUAUGUUUAUAAUAGCGGACCCAGUCAAGCUUCGCUUUGACAGUUCGCAUCGCAAGAACGGAUUGCAAAAUAAAGCUAUCCACGACAAACGGAGUUUUUAGCAGCUUAUACAUUAUUUUUCCUGGCCCUUCAACACAUUUACAUAAUGUACCAAUUUAUUCGUGUAUUUUAUUUUAUAAGAAUUACUAUGAAGAACGUUAUUUUCAGUUACUUUACAGAAGUUACGUAUUUUGCUUCGUGCACUACAAGCUAAGUUUGUAAAAGUUUUUUAGAACUAGGUAAAUUACAGGUAAAUUAGGCCUUUACAGUAUACAGUGGCGUAGCGUGCCUUGGAGGUACCCUGUAUCAGAAUUAAUUGGGGGGCCCAAAUUAAGGUUUCUCACAAAAGAAACAAAAUCGCUGGCUCAAAAUAAAUAUGACAGUGUAAAAUGUUUCCAACUUUUGUAAUAUGAAAUUUAUGUCAGAUUCCAAAAAAAACUAUCAUGAAUGUUAUUCAUAUUAAUUAUAAAACACGGCUAAAACUCACGUGAUACAACGUCGGAGUAUGCCCGACUAGUUUCGCACCCAUACGGGGCCCUUAGUCAUUAGUUGGUUCUUGCAACGCGGUGCGAACUCAUACUCUGAAGUUGCAUUAUGUGAGUUUUAGCGGUGUUUUAUAAUUAUUCAUAUACCUACAUUGUUAUGUAUUCAAAUAGUUUCGUAUGUACCUACAUACAGGAAAAUGUUAAAAAUUAUAAGUAUGUAAAAGUAGAACAUACAUCACUUUUCAGAUACUAGGUAUAUUAUGUAAAUAUUUAUGGUAAACAUAUUUUUCUACGUAAUAGGUAAAAUGAUAAUAAACAUUAUAUUUGAUUGUCA
Messenger RNA from Bicyclus anynana (squinting bush brown), 3178 nucleotides. Its product is annotated as E3 ubiquitin-protein ligase hrd-1-like. Lineage: Eukaryota; Metazoa; Arthropoda; Insecta; Lepidoptera; Nymphalidae. Gene Ontology annotation, molecular function: ubiquitin protein ligase activity. Gene Ontology annotation, cellular component: cytosol; ubiquitin ligase complex. The record is from RefSeq and is a predicted model, not a curated record. Bases 147 to 1334 code for a protein of 395 amino acids. Gene Ontology annotation, biological process: ubiquitin-dependent protein catabolic process; protein ubiquitination. The transcript has 4 exons.